UUUACACCCACCAUUCAACCAGGCUUACGAUAACAGCGACUUCGCACUAUCUACCUAUAUACCUACACAGCAUCCCUACUCACUUGUCCAAUAGACCAGGACCUACUAACCUCACAAUUGAUCAUUCGAUCGAUUAAUCACUCCCGUUGAUCGUUCCAAAAGACGCAAACAAUCCUCCGACCAAUUAGCCGAGAGGAGAAGAAGUUGAACCACCAGGCACAAAAACCGCUAUUGAAUCCCACCAUAAUCGACCGCAUCCAUCACUACAACACCAAAACACCGCAAAAAUGAAGGUCAUCAGCAAAGAGGAAGAGCAAGCGCACUACAGCGCCGUGCUCAGGGGUGGUUUCAUCGGCGGCACACUCGGUCUCGGCGUCGGCCUUCUGGGCGUCGUGGCCGGGAUGCGGCGGUAUCCCGCGGUGCGGCAGCUCACGCUGCCCUUCCGCGCCUUCCUCGUGACAUCCGUGGGCACCUUCGGCGCCAUCGUCAACGCGGAGCGGUACUCGAACGCGUUCCACCUGGCGAACAACCCGAUGAACUUCUACAAGGACCAGGCGCAGCGCGACGCCGAGGAGCUGCGCAAGCAGGAAACGCCGUGGCAGAAGUUCAUGCAGUUCGGCCAGCAGAACCGGUACAGCAUCGUCUUCGGCGCCUGGGCGGCCUCCAUGGGUCUCGCGCUGGGCCUCGUCAGCCGCAACCGCUUCCUGAGCACGCCGCAGAAGCUCGUGCAGGCGCGUGUGUACGCCCAGGGUUUGACGCUGGCGGUGCUCGUGGCCUCGGCGGUGUUCGAGACGUCCGAUGCGCGGCAGGGCAAGGGCCGCUGGGAGACCAUCAUGGUGGUCGACCCCAACGACCCCGAGCACAAGAACAUGAUUGAGAAGCGCGUCCAUAAGGAGGAGUACGAGGGUCAGGACCUCUGGCGCGACAUGGUCGCUGCUGAGGAGCGCCGUCUCGCGCAGCGCAAGGAGGCUGACGCUGUCGCUCCCAAGGCGAACUAGAGAAAAAAAAGUUUCAAAGGCGAGGGAAUUGUUACCGUCAAGGAGUGAAUUCGAGCUUUCGUUCGAAAAAAAAGAAAGAACGCGAAUACUACAGCACGAGGAAGCGGAAUCGAUCUAUGUGUUGCA
This is a messenger RNA of Xylaria bambusicola, 1124 nucleotides long. RefSeq names its product mitochondrial hypoxia responsive domain-containing protein. NCBI's taxonomy places the organism in Eukaryota, Fungi, Ascomycota, Sordariomycetes, Xylariales, Xylariaceae. The record is from RefSeq and is a predicted model, not a curated record. Bases 288 to 998 code for a protein of 236 amino acids. Gene Ontology annotation, biological process: mitochondrial respiratory chain complex IV assembly. Gene Ontology annotation, cellular component: mitochondrial inner membrane. The transcript has a single exon.